AUGAUCGCUGUCAUUGUUGUCAUUGCUACUUUCGCUACUCUUUUACCAGGACUCUGGCCGAACCAACUCCACAGGCAAUAUAGUCCAAACUGGGAUAAAAUUGACCAUCAAUCGGGUCACUUUGUUUUAUUUGAUAGCCCCAAUUCUUCCAAGGCCUGCAUUCUCUACGCUCCAAGCGAGGAGCAUGAAUGUUGUGCCCCAGCCUGCAUGGAAAAAUGGUCGACUGAACCUGUCCCAUGGGCAGCGGUUUAUGCUCUUUUUCAGACUUCCUUGCUGGACGCCAAGUUGGCGCCAACCUCGACUGGAGCAGAGGCGAUCGCCUCGAGGUGA
Messenger RNA from Protopolystoma xenopodis, 330 nucleotides. Lineage: Eukaryota; Metazoa; Platyhelminthes; Monogenea; Polystomatidea; Polystomatidae. The record is from the annotation of a GenBank genome assembly.